This is a messenger RNA of Heterocephalus glaber (naked mole-rat), 4291 nucleotides long. The record is from RefSeq and is a predicted model, not a curated record. NCBI's taxonomy places the organism in Eukaryota, Metazoa, Chordata, Mammalia, Rodentia, Bathyergidae.
GGAGCCCCCACCUCGCCUGCCCCCCCCGCCCCCCCUCCGUCCGCGGCCCCGGGAGCGCCUCCGCGUCUCCAGGGAGGGGACGUUUCCUAAUCUCGGGCCGGGGUUAAAGUUCUGGUCCUGGUGAGAUGCUGGAACCUGCGGCCGCAGCCGCAACUCGUCCAGGAGGUGUCCUGUCGCCUGUCUCCACCGCCCCCACUGCUGCCGCCGCCGCCUCUGCCGCCCUUCCGGGGCCAUGUUCGCUCCGGGCUUGCCCUUCUUGGUGCUCUUGGCGAUCUCGGUCGAGAGCCAUAUGGGUGUCCUGGGGCCCAAGAACGUCUCGCAGAAAGACGCCGAGUUUGAGCACCUCUACGCGGAUGAGGUCAACAGCGAGCUGGUCAACAUCUACACCUUCAACCACACUGUGACCCGCAACCGGACCGAGGGUGUGCGUGUGUCUGUGAACGUCCUGAACAAGGAGAAGGGAGCGCCUUUGCUGUUUGUGGUCCGCCAGAAGGAGGCUGUGGUGUCCUUCCAGGUGCCCCUAAUCCUGCGAGGGCUGUUUCAGCGCAAGUACCUCUACCAAAAAGUGGAGCGAACACUGUGUCAGCCCCCCACCAAGAAUGAGUCUGAGGUCCAAUUCUUCUAUGUGGAUGUCUCCACGCUGUCACCUGUCAACACCACGUAUCAGCUCCGGGUCACCCGGAUAGAUGACUUUGUCCUCAGGACCGGGGAGCAAUUUAGCUUCAAUACCACUGCAGCCCAGCCCCAGUACUUCAAGUAUGAGUUCCCUGAGGGAGCAGACUCCGUGAUUGUCAAGGUGACCUCUGACGUGGCCUUUCCCUGCUCAGUCAUCUCCAUCCAGGAUGUCCUGUGCCCUGUCUACGACCUGGACAACAAUGUAGCCUUCAUUGGCAUGUACCAGACUAUGACCAAGAAGGCAGCCAUCACGGUCCAGCGCAAAGACUUCCCCAGCAACAGCUUUUAUGUAGUGGUGGUGGUGAAGACUGAAGACCAGGCCUGCGGGGGUUCCUUGCCUUUCUACCCCUUUGUAGAAGAUGAACCGGUUGAUCAAGGGCACCGCCAGAAAACCCUGUCAGUGCUGGUAUCCAAAGCAGUCACGUCUGAGGCCUACGUUGGUGGGAUGCUCUUUUGCCUGGGGAUAUUUCUCUCCUUCUACCUGUUGACCGUCCUCCUGGCCUGUUGGGAGAACUGGAGGCAGAAGAAGAAGACUCUUCUGCUGGCCAUAGACCGAACCUGCCCAGAAAGUGCUUCUCUCCUUGGUCACCCUCGGGUCCUGGCUGAUUCCUUUCCUGGCAGCUCUUAUGAGGGUUACAACUAUGGCUCCUUGGAGAAUGGUUCCGGAUCCACUGAUGCUUUGGUUGACAGUGCUGGUAGUGGGGACCUGUCUUACAGUUACCAGGGGCACGACCAGUUCAAGCGGCGCCUCCCCUUUGGCCAGAUGCGGCAGCUGUGCAUUGCCAUGGACCACCCCUUUGACCCAGUGGGUCCUCGGCCACGCCUGGAUUCCAUGAGCUCCGUGGAAGAGGAUGACUAUGACACACUGACUGACAUCGAGUCCGACAAGAAUGUCAUUCGCACCAAGCAAUACCUCUACGUGGCUGACCUGGCACGGAAGGACAAACGUGUUCUGCGGAAGAAGUACCAGAUCUACUUUUGGAACAUCGCCACCAUUGCUGUCUUCUAUGCCCUUCCUGUGAUACAGCUGGUGAUCACCUACCAGACGGUGGUGAAUGUCACAGGCAAUCAGGACAUCUGCUACUACAACUUCCUCUGUGCUCACCCACUGGGCAACCUCAGCGCCUUCAACAACAUCCUCAGCAACCUGGGGUACAUCCUGCUGGGGCUGCUCUUCCUGCUCAUCAUCCUGCAGCGGGAGAUCAACCACAACCGGGCCCUGCUGCGCAACGAUCUCUAUGCCAUGGAAUGUGGGAUUCCCAAACACUUCGGUCUAUUCUAUGCCAUGGGCACAGCACUGAUGAUGGAGGGACUUCUUAGUGCUUGCUAUCACGUCUGCCCCAACUAUACUAAUUUCCAGUUUGACACAUCGUUCAUGUACAUGAUUGCUGGACUCUGCAUGCUGAAGCUCUACCAGAAGCGGCACCCAGACAUCAAUGCCAGCGCCUACAGUGCCUAUGCCUGCUUGGCCAUCGUCAUCUUCUUCUCCGUGCUGGGCGUGGUCUUUGGCAAAGGGAACACGGCAUUUUGGAUUGUCUUCUCCGUCAUUCACAUCAUUGCCACCCUGCUCCUCAGCACGCAGCUCUAUUACAUGGGCCGCUGGAAGCUGGCUGGCACAGGCCAGGGGUCCAGCACGGAAGAGUACCCUGUGCUCUUCAGCAGCAUGCCCUUCUCCUUGCAGACUGGGGGAUCUUCCGCCGCAUCCUCCAUGUGCUCUACACGGACUGCAUCCGGCAGUGCAGCGGGCCCCUCUACGUGUCUCCAUGUCUCUGCUUCCCCCCAGGACCGCAUGGUGCUGCUGGUCAUGGGCAACAUUAUCAACUGGUCGCUGGCUGCCUAUGGGCUCAUCAUGCGGCCCAAUGAUUUUGCCUCCUACUUGUUGGCCAUUGGUAUCUGCAACCUACUACUUUACUUUGCCUUCUACAUUAUCAUGAAGCUCCGGAGCGGGGAGCAAAUCAAGCUUAUCCCUCUGCUCUGCAUCAUCUGCACCUCUGUGGUCUGGGGCUUUGCGCUCUUCUUCUUCUUCCAGGGACUCAGCACCUGGCAGAAAACUCCUGCAGAGUCAAGGGAGCACAAUCGGGACUGCAUCCUCCUUAACUUCUUUGAUGACCACGACAUCUGGCACUUCCUGUCCUCCAUCGCCAUGUUUGGGUCCUUCCUGGUGUUGCUGACACUGGAUGACGACUUGGAUACUGUGCAGCGGGACAAGAUCUAUGUCUUUUAGCAGGAGCUGGGCCCCUUGCUUUACCUCAUGGGGCCCUUAGCUCCUCUUUGUCACCUGCCAAGGUGCCUCUAUGGUACCGGGGUUGUGAGCCCCAGCCUUGCUGCCCAACACUGGAUGGUGGUGGGACAGCGAGGUCUAGCGCAGGCCAGACUCCGUACAGUCAUGGUGGUAUUGAGCCUUGCAGCUUCCCUCUGCCAGGGAGGAGGCCUGCUCCCCUGAUAGCCCAGACAUUGGCCAAAUUGCUGCUUUUUUCUCAGUGUUGGGGCCUCCCACAGGCCCCCACCUGUCUGUUGGCUCUCCGUUUGUCCCUCUGAAGGAGGAAGGAGGGAAGGUGAUACCCUCCCCAUUUCAUGCCUUGCAUUCUACCCAUGCUCCCCGCCCCCUCAGUCUGGAACCCAGGGCCCUUUCUUCCUAUGCUUCCACUCCAGGACCCUGGUCUGGGACCUGAUUUGUGUCCUGCCACGGGGCUCCAGUUCUCCCGGGGGCUGUACCUCGCUGCCAUCACUGCCUACUCUGGUCAGCCAGGGUCGAUACAGGUGUGGGAUUUUGGGGGCUGGCCAACUGGUUCCAGGCUUUUGGUGCUACGGCCUACAAGAGGCCCAGAGCAGGCUCCUCCCACUCUGAUCUGUGCUCGGGCUGGUGUUUAGCAGUGGCGUUUAGCUCAGCUUGAGAGCCUCCUCUGACUGAGGGGCUGAAUUCGGAGGUCAUCUCUUCAUUUCAUAAGCCUCCCAGACUGAUGCCAGCACCAGGAUUGGAGGGAAAAACAAUUCACCUGUCCCUUUCUGAGUCCUCAGUCCUGCCAAGCCCCAAGUGGGGCCUUUCAGUGCCACUGACACUGCCCAAGAAUGUCCAGGGGCAGAGGAGGGUGGUAUAGAGCCCAGCCCAUCCUCCCUCCACAGCUGCGGGAGCCCCAGUGCCUAUCUGAGAAAGGGGCUUAUGGAAGGGACAUGCCAUUUCCCUCUGCGUCCCCAGUCCCAGUCUCACUGUCAGACCCAGGGCUGGCUUCUGAGUCCAUCCAGUCUUCAGCCAAGUUUCGUCAGGCGCGCGCGCGCGCGCGCACACACACACACACACACACACACACACACACACACGCCUUGGAGUUUACAUGGAGUUGCCUCAGCUCUGGGCCCUCUGGCUGCUCUGGUCCUUGAUUCCCUUCACCUUACCUGGUCCAUUCCAGAUACCAAGGAUGGGGCUGAUCAGGUUGAGUCUCUGCCUUGGGGUGGGAAUGUGAUUUAGUCUCCCCAACUAUUUAUAGCUCUCCUUGGCCUGGGAUAGGAGGCUGGUCUGGGUCUUCAUUCCAGAGCUCCGUUUUAUGUGUUUCCAUACUAUGGUUGUGUUUCUGUUUUCUAUGAAUGAGUGCAUUCAAUAAAGAAACGACCAGAUGCA